UGUCCGUGAACUUUUGGCGGUUGUGGUUAAUAUUAGAGAUCUUCUUCUCGUAUAAAUAGUCGAGUUUAGGUAAAAAUUAGCAUUCGAGUUCCAUAGCCGGACAACAACAGUCACUCAUUCAAGAUCAUCAUGAUGAAACAAAUGCUUGUUAUCUCCGCCCUUGUGGCUUUCGCUGCUGCUGAUGUCAAACAUCUCUUCGGCUCGUUGGCACACCACUCAGCUUCAGCUGGUUCAGAUGCUGCCGCUGAGGUUUUACGUGCUGACUCUAACAUCAGCCCCGACGGAAGCUACCAAUAUGGAUACGAAACCCAAAACGGAAUCGCCGCUCAAGUACAAGGACAACUGAAACAAGUCGGUGCUGAAUUCGGCAACGUAGCCCAGGGUAGCUUCAGCUUCACUUCCGCCGAGGGUGUGCCAGUCUCCGUACAAUACGUAGCUGACGAAAAUGGAUUCCAACCUCAAUCUGAUGUUCUUCCAACUCCUCAUCCAGUACCACAAGCCAUCUUGAGGUCCCUGGAAUACAACGCCGCCCAUCCACAACCCGAAGAAGGAGUUAAGACCUUCCAAAGGCAAAACGUCUUCCAAAGGUUUUAAGUGAAUAAUUGUCUAUUAUUGUUGUCCUCUGUUUAUUCUGUUUUGUAAAUAUAAAAAGUUUUUGAAUAUUGGA
Anthonomus grandis grandis is the source of this 667-nucleotide messenger RNA. Its product is annotated as larval cuticle protein LCP-17-like. The record is from RefSeq and is a predicted model, not a curated record. Bases 130 to 594 code for a protein of 154 amino acids. The transcript is spliced from 3 exons. NCBI's taxonomy places the organism in Eukaryota, Metazoa, Arthropoda, Insecta, Coleoptera, Curculionidae. Gene Ontology annotation, cellular component: chitin-based extracellular matrix. Gene Ontology annotation, molecular function: structural constituent of chitin-based larval cuticle.